ACGAAACGCAAACGAAAUCCCGAAUCGAUUUGACAGAGCAUCCACCGUCCAGGCAACAGGUUGUGAGCCACACACCCACGCCCACGCCCACAUCCACACACACACACACACACACACACACACAUACACACACACAGCUACUCCUGGAACACAACCAAGCAGAGCAACAGCAGGAGCAGCAUCAGCGGAAGCAGCGGCGACUACAAUGCACCAGCGUCGCAACAGCCUGUGCCAGCCGCUGCUCAGCAAUGGCGGCUGCAAGGAUGCAGCUCCAGCCUCGGCAACAGUUCCGGCGACAGAAGAAGUUUCUGCUGCCACUCCAGCAACAGCAUCCGCUGAAUCCAUGGAUGUGGCCGCCGCUGUGGGUGCCUCAGCGCCGAUGCCACUGCGUUGCGGCUGCUACUUCUCGCUGGCCUGCUCCAUUGGCUCGAUGAGUCUGGCCUGCGGCAGCCUGUGGCAAAUCCCAAACACCACCGAUCGGAUCACGCUGCAGCGUGGCCUCUUCCUCACCUCGCUCGGUUUCAUCUACUUCAUCUCGCUGACCGACUUCUGCAACAAGUAUCUGCUGGAGACGAAGCGUGGUCAGCAAUUCCGCAACAAAUAUCGCCUGAUGAUAUCCGAUGUCCUCGAAAUAACCAACAAAAUCGUCUCGGCCAUCCAGGCCUCGUUCUCCUUUCUGGUGGGUCUGAUCGUCUGCAAGUCAACGUGCAGCAAGUCGUUUGUGUAUGCCUCGCACUUUCUAAUGGAGGCAUACGGCUGGUUCGGCACCGCCUAUUUCAUGUACGACAUUUGGUCCAUGUACAAGGUGCACACCCAGAAGAUAGCCGACAAGCUGCACUUGCUGCGCCUGACCAAGUCUAAGCCCUUUGCCAAUGGCCAUGCCCGCAAGUAUUACGACAAGGCCGGCGGCGUUGGUGGCGGCGACCGCGGCGGUGGCAACAACAACGGCAGCACGCCGAGCACACCGCACGAGAUAUGCGACUAUGAUGGCGCCUGUGUCCAGAUACCCAAGGAUGGCCGCUGGGACUUCUUGAAGUAUGUGCUAACGCAUCCGGUGAUGAUGAUACAUCACGUCUUCAUUGGCACCUUCGGACUGCUGGUCGUGACGUAUAUACGCGGAGGCGGACAUUGCAUCUAUAGCUACAUGUUCAUGAUGGAGUUCUCCACGCCCUUUGUCUCGCUGCGCAGCAUUUUGAGCACGAUGGGGCUGAAGGACUCGCGUGCGUAUAUUGUCAAUGGACUCCUGAUGCUGGUCACGUUCUUUGUCUGCCGCGUCUGCAUGUGGCCAUAUGUCAUGUGGCGCUAUAGCCUGGCCAUCGAUGCCGCCUCCAUGUGGUCGGCCAUGUGCGGAUUGCCGCGUGGCUGCCUCAUCAGCAUGGCCAUAUUGUUCUUGCCGCAGCUCUACUGGUUCUAUCUAAUGUUUAUGGGUGCACUUAAGGUUUUUCUGCCGAAACGACAGAAGCAGCCCUCGACUCUUGGCACUCAGUCGCAGCCAAAUGCCCUCACCGACACGCCCACGCCCACGGCC
Drosophila navojoa is the source of this 1528-nucleotide messenger RNA. RefSeq names its product TLC domain-containing protein 3A. Lineage: Eukaryota; Metazoa; Arthropoda; Insecta; Diptera; Drosophilidae. Gene Ontology annotation, cellular component: membrane; endoplasmic reticulum. The record is from RefSeq and is a predicted model, not a curated record. Gene Ontology annotation, biological process: lipid homeostasis.